AUGGCUACUAUGGGCAGUCAAUUGGGCAACUGGUGGCUUGUUGAUUACAAUGCUGCAUUAUCUUCAAUCUGCUUCAUGUUGCUGCUUGGGUUUGUGGAUGAUGUCCUUGAUGUACCUUGGAAACUGCUAUUGCCCUCCAUUGCAGCUCUUCCAUUGUUGAUGGCAUAUGCUGGGCAUACAACUAUUAUUAUACCAAAGCCCCUUGUAUUAUAUGUUGGAUUAGAGAUCUUGGAUCUAGGAUGUAUCUACAAAUUAUAUAUGUGGCUAUUGGCAAUAUUUUGCACAAAUUCUAUCAAUAUCCAUGCUGGUAUCAAUGGCCUUGAAGUUGGGCAGACAGUCGUUAUUGCAGCUGCUAUUUUGAUACACAACAUCAUGCAAAUUGGAGCAUCUGCUGAUCCUGAAUACAAACAAGCCCAUGCUUUUUCUAUUUACCUUGUUCAGCCAAUGCUUGCUACUUCCUUGGCAUUACUUUCAUACAACUGGUAUCCUUCCUCAGUUUUUGUUGGUGAUACCUUUACAUAUUUUGCUGGAAUGACCAUGGCAGUGACUGGAAUCUUGGGUCACUUUAGUGAAACACUGCUUAUAUUCUUUUUGUCGCAAGUUCUGAACUUCCUACUAUCACUACCUCAGCUUGCCGGUAUUAUACCAUGUCCAAGGCAUCGACUCCCUAAGUUUGAUCCUAAGACUGGCUUAUUGACUGGAACAAAUGAUGGGACACUAGUGAACCUUUUCUUAAGGCAAUUUGGCAGAAUGUCAGAACAGUCCCUUUGUGUUGUGCUACUAGUCUUCCAGGCCAUUUGCUGCGGCUUCUGUUUUCUGCUAAGGUGGCUCCUUACGAGUUGGUACAAAUGAAGCUGUGACACUAGAGAUGCUAUUUCAAUUGGACGAACACCCAUCGAAACAAGAUUACUUAACCCUGCAGCAUGAAGAGGUCUUUAUUUUAUGAAGAAACAACGAUGCCAUAUUUCGAAGGAAGUGAUAGCCAUAUACAUUCAUGCAUCGUAGUUGAAGUAAACCAAUGUUGUUGGAUCUUGUAACCUAUACUGAUUCCCUAGGAGAAUUUUGUUAGGAACCGUGUUGGCACGAAUUAUGCUUAGUUUUCGUUGUCAGAUAUUGAUGUUGCAAAACACAUUUAUACAGAUCUUUGCGUAAUUUGAUUAUUUUGAACACUUGGUAACAUCUUUUAAAAUCAGUAGCUUGA
Molecule: messenger RNA, 1201 nt
Organism: Lycium barbarum (goji berry)
Lineage: Eukaryota; Viridiplantae; Streptophyta; Magnoliopsida; Solanales; Solanaceae
Exons: 10
Coding region: 1-852 (283 amino acids)
Biological process (GO): dolichol-linked oligosaccharide biosynthetic process; protein N-linked glycosylation
Cellular component (GO): membrane
Molecular function (GO): UDP-N-acetylglucosamine-dolichyl-phosphate N-acetylglucosaminephosphotransferase activity
Source: RefSeq, a predicted model, not a curated record